This is a messenger RNA of Homo sapiens (human), 1949 nucleotides long. It is a transcript of the gene MAGEB6, whose product is annotated as MAGE family member B6. Lineage: Eukaryota; Metazoa; Chordata; Mammalia; Primates; Hominidae. The coding region runs from base 150 to 1373 and encodes 407 amino acids. The transcript is spliced from 2 exons. The record is from RefSeq and is marked reviewed.
AAUAAAGGGGUCUGAGCCGGUCGCCUGAGCCUGAAAAGUGCUGUCACGUCAGCGGAAGGAGGCGUCCCAGAUCUUCUCAGCUGUCUUGGUGCCAGCCUUCCUAGUCUUCCUACCCACACUCCUACCUGCUGUCACAGGCCACAGCCAUCAUGCCUCGGGGUCACAAGAGUAAGCUCCGUACCUGUGAGAAACGCCAAGAGACCAAUGGUCAGCCACAGGGUCUCACGGGUCCCCAGGCCACUGCAGAGAAGCAGGAAGAGUCCCACUCUUCCUCAUCCUCUUCUCGCGCUUGUCUGGGUGAUUGUCGUAGGUCUUCUGAUGCCUCCAUUCCUCAGGAGUCUCAGGGAGUGUCACCCACUGGGUCUCCUGAUGCAGUUGUUUCAUAUUCAAAAUCCGAUGUGGCUGCCAACGGCCAAGAUGAGAAAAGUCCAAGCACCUCCCGUGAUGCCUCCGUUCCUCAGGAGUCUCAGGGAGCUUCACCCACUGGCUCUCCUGAUGCAGGUGUUUCAGGCUCAAAAUAUGAUGUGGCUGCCAACGGCCAAGAUGAGAAAAGUCCAAGCACUUCCCAUGAUGUCUCCGUUCCUCAGGAGUCUCAGGGAGCUUCACCCACUGGCUCGCCUGAUGCAGGUGUUUCAGGCUCAAAAUAUGAUGUGGCUGCCGAGGGUGAAGAUGAGGAAAGUGUAAGCGCCUCACAGAAAGCCAUCAUUUUUAAGCGCUUAAGCAAAGAUGCUGUAAAGAAGAAGGCGUGCACGUUGGCGCAAUUCCUGCAGAAGAAGUUUGAGAAGAAAGAGUCCAUUUUGAAGGCAGACAUGCUGAAGUGUGUCCGCAGAGAGUACAAGCCCUACUUCCCUCAGAUCCUCAACAGAACCUCCCAACAUUUGGUGGUGGCCUUUGGCGUUGAAUUGAAAGAAAUGGAUUCCAGCGGCGAGUCCUACACCCUUGUCAGCAAGCUAGGCCUCCCCAGUGAAGGAAUUCUGAGUGGUGAUAAUGCGCUGCCGAAGUCGGGUCUCCUGAUGUCGCUCCUGGUUGUGAUCUUCAUGAACGGCAACUGUGCCACUGAAGAGGAGGUCUGGGAGUUCCUGGGUCUGUUGGGGAUAUAUGAUGGGAUCCUGCAUUCAAUCUAUGGGGAUGCUCGGAAGAUCAUUACUGAAGAUUUGGUGCAAGAUAAGUACGUGGUUUACCGGCAGGUGUGCAACAGUGAUCCUCCAUGCUAUGAGUUCCUGUGGGGUCCACGAGCCUAUGCUGAAACCACCAAGAUGAGAGUCCUGCGUGUUUUGGCCGACAGCAGUAACACCAGUCCCGGUUUAUACCCACAUCUGUAUGAAGACGCUUUGAUAGAUGAGGUAGAGAGAGCAUUGAGACUGAGAGCUUAAGGCAGGGCUGGCACUAUUUCCUUGGCCAGGGUACCUUAUGGGGCCAUAUCCUACAGAUCCUCCCAUUUCUAGGGAGGUCUGAAGUAGAAUUUUCACUUUAUGUUAGAAGAGAGUAGUGAGCUUUCUAAGUAGUGCAGUAUAGUAGAGGCUGGAGGGAACAAGAUAUGUAUCUUUCUUUUGUUACACAUGAGUAACUUGCAGAUUUAUGUUUUAUCUCUGUCAGUUAUCAACAUUGUUCCUGUUAAGUGAAGGUUUAUUUUGCUUCAGAUUAUACAAUUAUCAAUAACAUAGCUCUCACAUUCAUGGCUGUUUAACCAAUCUGAAAGUUACGGUUUGGGAAUUAAUAAAACAAAGUCAUACAACACAUUUUCUUUGUAAUUGAGAACUAGAUAACAUGGUAACAGAGAAUUGAUUUUCAUAUGAAUCUUAACUCCACAGUAAAAUAGUUGACAUCAUAAUAUGAAGAGAAAGAAAAGGAAAAACAGAAAUGUAAAAGUUGUUUAAUUCUUGGUUUGCCUAAUUCGUUUUCCUAUUUCUUUUCAUACAAAUAAAGGAUACCUGGAUUUAUUUAGGUUA